AUGCAUCAAGCUAUCGAGACCGACGACUUCAUCAGGAGCUAUCCCACCACCGCAAAGUCGUCGCUGGAGCGCGGAACAUGUAUGCUAGAAGAGCUGAUCACGCAAGUUCACGGAUCUAACAUCGCGCAAGCCCGGAAGAGAAGAUUCAUCACAGAGUCUCAAAGCUACAUCGACAUGAUCAAGCCCGGAGAAGACGUUAUGCCCAUCUCAGCAAAAGAGUAUGAGCUGCGCAUCCAGCAGUCAACUCCGAACUGGGAGAACAACCUCAUAAUAUGCACCUCAACAGAAGCACGCGACUUACUCCAGCGCUUGACCCUCCAGAUUCCCCUCCUCAUCCCCUCCGAGCUGAACAAUAGCCCCACGCCCCGCACGCUCUACUCCGCCGAACACUAUGAAGCUGUCCUUAAAUUCCGCAAACACGCCUCAGCCGAGCCCUACAUGGACGUCCAAGACCUCACAUCCAAAAACAUAACCCGCCGGCUCACCAUCUCCACCGCCCUAAAACGCAUGUCCGACCCAACCGCCCUCCCAAUAAACCUCCUCGACAUCCGACCCGUACGUCGAAACGUAUUACCCUGGGAGCUCGACAAUCUCACCGACUACAGCAUUCUCUCCGAAGCGACGGAAUACGGUGGCAUGUCCAACCACUCGGACCCGAACCCCAGCGAUCUCUCUAGUAAAACUGGUUUCGCGCUCUGGGGCAAACGAGGCGUAUGGUCUUUCCCUCACGUUGACGAACAUGGCUUGUACACCGGCGUGUUGUGUGAGACUGGCUCGAAACUAUGGUUUACGUGGUCGCUUUCUCCCUCUGAACGCGAGGAAUGGGCUGUAUCGCGACAAGCAGGUCUUCAGUAUGCGCCCAACAAACCCGGCUUCCCUAUUUACCUCAAAAAAGGGGAUUUACUAAUCAUGCCACCAGGGAUGGUGCACGCGCCGCUGAGUCUGGAGGAUGUGAUUAUGCAUGGGUUUCAUGUGUGGUGUAGCAAGACGAUGGUGGAGACGGCGAGGAGUGCGUUGUUGGAUUUGAGGUUUCCGAUGUGUACGAAUGAGGAGCCUAGGAGGGAGUUGAGGGGGAAGUUGAUGCACUUGGUUAGGGCGAGUAAGGCGAGGUUGGGGCCUUAUACGUGGGGUGAUCAUGGGGAGUUUGCGGAGUUGGUGGGAAGGAUUUUGGUGGUGUUGGAGGGGUUGGAGAGGAAGGAGCGACUGUCGUGA
This is a messenger RNA of Alternaria hordeiaustralica, 1212 nucleotides long. RefSeq lists its product as uncharacterized. The transcript has a single exon. Bases 1 to 1212 code for a protein of 403 amino acids. The record is from RefSeq and is a predicted model, not a curated record. Lineage: Eukaryota; Fungi; Ascomycota; Dothideomycetes; Pleosporales; Pleosporaceae.